CUCGUUUCAGGUUGUCCACCUCCUCCCCCGCCCUCCCCACCUCCCGGCCGCGAUGGCGCUCUCGCUCUCCGCGCUGCGCGACAUGGCGCGCCUCCCGCGUCCGAGCUCCCUCCCGCCCUCCACGCUGCUCCUCGAAACGCCGGCCGCCAUCGCCAUCUUUGACAAGUAUCCCAAGGCCGCAUAUCAUGUGCUUGUGCUGCCGCGCCUGCCGCUGCCGCCGCCGCUGGAAGGCAGUGAGCGGGACCUGCAUGACCUCGCGUCUCUGCUGCGCAGCCGCGCGCCGCGCGCCGUACUUGAUGCGCUGGCCGAGGCCGCGGCGGAGGUCGAGGAGAUGAUCAAGGACGAGAUGGUCAAGACCACGGGGAAGGCGUGGGGCGUGCAUAUGGGCUUUCAUGCCGUGCCAUCGAUGCACCACCUCCACCUCCACGUCAUCUCCGACGACCUCUGCCACCCCUCCCUCAAAACGAAGAAGCACUACAACUCGUUCCGGCCCGACCUGGGGUUUCUCGUAAGCCUGCGCCAAGUGCGCGGCUGGAUCGACGCGGGAGAAGCGCGUGCGCGCGCAGAAACCCUGCCAGCCAAAGAAGCCCUGCUCAAGGCGCCGCUCACAUGCUUCAAAUGCGGCAAGGCGGCGGCGUCAAUGCCUGCACUGAAGGCGCAUCUUGAGGCGGAGUUUGAUGAGGAGAAGAAGAGAUAGAUGCAGACGUUAGACACAGAUGUACAUAUGUACAUCUGACAUGCCUC
Messenger RNA from Cutaneotrichosporon oleaginosum, 744 nucleotides. RefSeq lists its product as uncharacterized. Gene Ontology annotation, cellular component: nucleus. Gene Ontology annotation, molecular function: single-stranded DNA binding; double-stranded RNA binding; mismatched DNA binding. Lineage: Eukaryota; Fungi; Basidiomycota; Tremellomycetes; Trichosporonales; Trichosporonaceae. Gene Ontology annotation, biological process: single strand break repair. The record is from RefSeq and is a predicted model, not a curated record.